Messenger RNA from Suillus subaureus, 1663 nucleotides. RefSeq lists its product as uncharacterized. Gene Ontology annotation, cellular component: cytoplasm. The coding region runs from base 216 to 1511 and encodes 431 amino acids. The transcript is spliced from 3 exons. Gene Ontology annotation, molecular function: acid-amino acid ligase activity. The record is from RefSeq and is a predicted model, not a curated record. Lineage: Eukaryota; Fungi; Basidiomycota; Agaricomycetes; Boletales; Suillaceae.
AUCAUGACAUCUACAUUUGGUACUACUGCCAUAUCCUCAGGUAAGUACAUACACAGUGACCUCUUUUAAUAUUCCCAGGUGCCAGCACAGUGCGAAAGACCCUAAGAAGUACGUAGUAGGCCCUGAGGGGCCCACAAGACAUGUUGCAGGCUGACCUGAUCAGGUCAUGCAAGCCUAUAUAAUGUCGCAAUCCAACCCCAUACCACAUUAAACUAAUGUCUCGUCCUGACAUGGACCUGUUGAAUUCGUUGUCCACCGAACUCUCUCAGCGGCUCGAGGAGCUCAUGGACCAAGCCCUGCUCAGCUUUAUACAGCCAAAUCCCGCAUCUCAGUUUGCUCAGCAUGCUCCCGAGUUGGAAAAAUUCCGCGAGGCUAUUGCGCAGAGAAAUUCGAACGAUGAUGCAGAAUUUCUGCGCAGCUUCCGAGAAUUCAUUCCCACCACAAACUACGAUCCUUACAGGCCGUACAUAGCAAAGUUUUUUGCGACCCAUUGCAACGAGUCUGACGUAAAGAACUUGUUCACCCUAGGACUUCCCUACUGCUUAGCCGUGUCCAGCCUGACAUCUGGCAAAUCAGCAAAGACAUUUCCAAUAUAUCGACCUUCCCCGCACAUGUCGCAUCACCCUCUGUAUCUGUCGCUUCCCCACUCAGAGGGUAGUGCCCUAUCACCAUCCUCUUUAGGUCUUUGGCGAGCCCUGAACAUGUAUUAUGAAGGCGAUCGUAGCUCCAAGAUGUUGCCGGUCUGUUCGGUGACAGUCGAAUUUCUGCGAAUCCAAAUGGACUGGCACGUCAAGCACGACAAGGACAUAAUUUAUUUAUGGGUUCCGGCAAAACCUGAUCCAUACGCGAUUUCCUUGGUGAAGAGCUAUCGCGCUUUCUUCAUUCUGAAUACGCUAUUUGCACUCGCAGACAGUCGGGUCACAACCAUUCGAUUUCUCUUCGCCAGUGUAUUCAUCAAUUUUUUGCAAUACAUAGAGGAUGAGUGGCCUCCACUCAUCGACUGCAUCGAGAAAGGGAUUAUCUCGGACAUGGAAAACAUGGACCAUGUGCGAGAAUCCUUGGAGAAACAUUUUACUCCAAACCCUCUUCGUGCUGCCGAACUUCGCGAAAUUGGGCCUCCUGGAAUCCAGGGCUGGGCAGUCCGUGUGUGGCAUGACUCGACAAAGCUCAUUAGGAUCACUAGAGAUCCCGCUGCUGCAUCUGUUCCAAAGGCACGUCAAUUGUGGAAAGUCUACUACUCAACUGACGGUCAGCGACGCAAGGUCACUCACGUCCUCGGGCGUUCUGUUACCAUGCAGUCUCCUUGUUAUGGCAGUUCAGAAUGUUGUAUCUCCAUACCACAUUUCAACGGCGACCCUAACACCGACUUCAAGGUGGUACCCGUAGAUGGGGUCACCGAGUAUCUGGACGUGCAUUCCAACGAGUCUUCGGAGCGUGUAUUGUCCGCCAUAAGAACCGUUCACUGCAUCCCAGCUUUAUCUGCUCAUCUUUGCUGCAGUGGGAGCUUGUGACUGGAGGGUAUUAUGAACCCGUCUUGACGACACGCACCAAUGCGGUAUCUCCACAAGCUAUGAUGGCUUGUGGAUAUACCGCAUUGGCGAUGUGGUCACCGUCAAAGGUUUUGCGCCAGAUGACGGAUUACCCGUCAUCAAUCACCUUCAUA